Molecule: messenger RNA, 2902 nt
Organism: Sipha flava (yellow sugarcane aphid)
Lineage: Eukaryota; Metazoa; Arthropoda; Insecta; Hemiptera; Aphididae
Gene: Rev1
Product: DNA repair protein REV1
Exons: 10
Coding region: 241-2877 (878 amino acids)
Biological process (GO): error-free translesion synthesis; error-prone translesion synthesis
Cellular component (GO): nucleus
Molecular function (GO): deoxycytidyl transferase activity; damaged DNA binding; DNA-directed DNA polymerase activity
Source: RefSeq, a predicted model, not a curated record
GAGCGCACGGCUCAUGUAAAGUUUAUAGAUAAUAUAACUCAUAUUAUCUAAGCUUGCGGCACAUGGGUACGGAACUAAUAUAGUACGGAUUUCAAACAAACAUGAAGCCUCAGUCUCUAAAUUAAAUAAUUUAUAAACUUCAUCGUAUAAUACUUUGUCUGUUUUCCAAAGAUUUGUAUUUAGUAAUAUUUAUUAUUGGUAUAAUCGUCGUCUCAUAACUUCGGGUGGCGCCAUUAAAUUAUGAAACGAAAUCGAAAUGAAAAUGGAUUUGAAGAAUGGGGUGGUUACAUGGAAGCCAAAAAAUCAAAACUUGAACAGCAAUUUAUGGACAAAGCGGCUGAUAGUGAAAAUCGUGUUAAAAGUCAAAUUUUUAAAGGCAUUUCAAUCUUUGUCAAUGGAUAUACUUUGCCUUCUGCUGAUGAUCUAAAAGUUAUUAUGAUGGAGAAUGGAGGCGUUUAUCAUCAUUAUCAUAGACCCAAUAUUACUACUCAUGUGAUAUCAAGUAAUUUACCUACUGCUAAAUUAAAGCUAUUAAAACAAUACAAAGUUGUAAAACCUGAAUGGAUAUCUGAUAGUAUAAAAGAAGGAAGACUAUUAAAUUUCAGAGAUUAUUUACUUUUUAUUGAUCAACCUGAUCAGCCAAAAAUAGAUUUUCCAGUCCGUGCAAAAAAUGCAUCAGAACCUACAUUUUUAUCAGAAUUCUACAACAAUUCUAGAUUGCACUUAAUAUCUACUAUGGCAACAACAUUUAAACAUUUGGUCAAUAAUACCCGAAAGUGUACUAAAACUGAUUAUCCAGGACGACAACGAUUAAAGCAAUGGAUUCAACAAAAUAAAGCUAAAAACUUGUUAUCUCAAGAUUUGGAACUUGAUUCUGAAAAAAUAGUUAUGCAUAUAGAUAUGGAUUGUUUUUUUGUAUCUGUUAGUUUAGUUGAAAGACCUGAACUUCGAGGAUUUCCUGUAGCUGUUACACAUGCCAAAGGUAACUCACAUUUAAAAAGAAAAGGUGUAGAUCGAGAAGCCGAAUUUGGUUUGUAUGUUAAACGCUGGAAAGGUGAUGAUGAUGACAAUGAAAAAAAAGAAAUGGUACGAGAAGUUCAACCUAAAUCAACAAAAAGAGAUGGAAUUAAUGAAACAGAUUCAAUGGCUGAGAUUGCUUGUUGUAGUUAUGAAGCUAGAAGAGUUGGUAUUAAAAAUGGUAUGUUGGUAGGCCAAGCAUUAAAGAUGUGUCCUGGUUUGAAAUUAAUACCAUAUAACUUUGAGCAGUAUAAAAACGUUGCUAAUAUCUUAUAUACACACAUAUUAAAUGACUAUACAUUAGACGUAGAAGCAGUUAGUUGUGAUGAAUUAUACUUAGAUUGUACGCAGAUACUGGAAACUACUAAAGCAUCACCACUUGAAUUAGCAACUUUUCUACGGAAAGAAAUAAAGGAAAGAACACAAUGCCCAUGUUCUACUGGUAUUGGUUCUAAUUGUUUGCUUGCCAGGUUAGCUACUAAAAAAGCUAAACCGGAUGGUCAGUUUUAUUUGGAACCUGGUAUUACUAUGGACUUUAUAAAACAAAUCAAUGUUUCUGAUGUUCCCGGUAUUGGAAAAACCUUGGGGCAUAAACUGUCAACACUUGGUGUUAGCACUUGCGGGGAGUUAAGUACGCUUUCUCUGCAAACACUACAAAGUGAAUUUGGAAACAAAACCGGACUUUCAUUGUUCAAACAUUGUCGUGGAGAGGAUGACCGAAAGCUAAACUUUGACUAUAGACCAAAGUCAAUUUCUGCAGAGGUAAAUUAUGGCAUUAGGUUUGAGAACAAAGAAGAAUCAGAAAAUUUUAUUAAGCAAUUAUGUGACGAAGUUGAAAAACGAUUAAAUGAUGUUGAAAUGAUUGGCAAGACCAUUACAUUAAAAUUAAUGAUUCGAAAUUCAGAAGCACCAAAAGAAUCAGCAAAAUUUUUAGGUCAUGGAUUUUGUGAUCAUAUUACCAAAUCUAGUUCUUUAACUAAGUCAACAUCAAGUUCCAAAAUAAUUUUCCAAGUUGUCAAUAAAAUAAUAACUCAAUUAGAUAUUGAUCCAACUGAAUUACGUGGUAUAGGAAUACAAAUAAAUAAAUUAGAAAAUCGUUCUGUUAAAGGAAAUGCUGGAUAUAUUGAAAAUUUUAUAUUAAAUAUGAAAUCAAAAUACGAACUAAAAAAUAAUCAAGUAUCUUUUAAUAAAAAUACUAAUGAUAAUAAAAUUAUAUUAACAAAAGUAAGAGAAUCUAAAAUCAAGAAUUCUUCUUCGGUAAAUGCAGAAAUAAUAUCUGUUGAAAAUAGUAAUAAAUCAAAAACUGUUUUAAAUUAUUUUAAACCCAAAGAAGGAAAUUCAUGUUAUACCCAACAAUCAACUACUUUACAAUCUUCAUCAAAUAUCCCACAUCCAUCAAUUGUUAAUAUUAAAAUGUCACAAGUAGAUCCAUCAUUUCUAGAAGCUUUACCUGCAGAUCUGCGAAAAGAAAUUGAAAAUGAAUUGAAAAAUAAUGAAUUUUAUAACUCUGUAACAUUAGAAAAUGAAAGUGAAUCAAUGGAGUUGACAAUGACUGAAGAAAGUUCUAAGUUAUAUCAACAUGUUCAUGUUGAUAAAAUGAAAGAAUUUAUUGAAGAAUGGGUGAUUACUGAAAAUGAACCUAAGAUGUGUGAUAAUAUAAUGGUUUCAAAGUACUUGUGCAAUUUAGUAAAAGAUACCAAAACAGAAGAUGCUUAUGAAAUCAUAAGAAAACUUUACCAAUUAAUAAAAACUAAGAAUCAUUUGGCUUGGAAACAAAGUUACUUUGAUAUUUUGAAAAAUGUUCAAGAAAUUAUGUUAAAUUUGUAUAAUGCAAAAAUGAAAGUAGAAAGCACAUUUUAAUAAAUUGCUAUCAAAAUCAACAUUA